AUGGAUGACCGCACUUCGGAACAUUUAGAUUAUGAAAUAUUAGCCGAAAUUGGCAAGGGCGCCUAUGGGAAAGUGUACAAAGCCCGGGAGGUGCGGGACAGGCGGCGCCUCCUCGCUGUGAAGAAGCUGAACCUCCCUGGAGAUCCCAGCAACGGCAUCCCGCAGGUCAUGGUGCGGGAGGUGGCACUGCUCCGAAAACUGCAGUCUUUUAACCACCCAAACGUAGUCAAGCUGCUGGAUGUGUCGGCUGCUGUGAGGAAGCAGAGUUUGGACCUGACGCUGGUCUUUGAGUACAUAGAUCAGGAUCUGGCCUCUUUCCUCAGCACAGCGUCGGAGGACGGAUUGGCCAGAGACAAAAUCAAGGAUGUGAUGCAGCAGCUGUUUACAGGCCUGGACUUCCUGCAUUCCAACGCUGUCAUCCACCGUGACCUCAAGCCAGACAACGUGCUGGUGAGCUGUCGUGGAGAAGUGAAGAUUGCCGACUUCGGCCUGGCAAGGAUCUACACGUACAACAUCGCGCUGACACCCUGCGUGGUGACUCUGUGGUACAGGGCUCCUGAAGUGCUGCUCCGUUUGGGAUACACGUCCUCUGUGGACGUCUGGAGCGCCGGUUGCAUCUUUGCCGAACUCUUUCUGCUGAGACCUUUGAUUCGCGGUUAUACAGAAUUUCAGCAGCUUCAGAAGAUCUUUGAGGUGGCUGGUGUUCCUGCAGAGGAGGACUGGCCUAAGGACAGCCCCAUCCAGUAUAACCCAGCCUGGAGAUCCGAGCCAGGAACACACCUGCUGCCAGCCUGCCUCCGCGACAAGGACAGUGACCUGCUCGCUCAAUGCCUGACCUUCAGCCCCAGCCGCCGCAUCACGGCCAGCAAAGCCUUGGCCCACCCGGUCCUGGUGGGCCCCUAA
Messenger RNA from Electrophorus electricus (electric eel), 903 nucleotides. RefSeq names its product cyclin-dependent kinase 21 (gene cdk21). Gene Ontology annotation, molecular function: ATP binding; cyclin binding; cyclin-dependent protein serine/threonine kinase activity. NCBI's taxonomy places the organism in Eukaryota, Metazoa, Chordata, Actinopteri, Gymnotiformes, Gymnotidae. Gene Ontology annotation, cellular component: cyclin-dependent protein kinase holoenzyme complex; nucleus; cytoplasm. The record is from RefSeq and is a predicted model, not a curated record. Gene Ontology annotation, biological process: G1/S transition of mitotic cell cycle; signal transduction; regulation of gene expression.